GCGUUUAUAGAGCAGCGAUAGUGAGCGCGAGCUGUUAAUAACAGUUAAAAGAUGGCGUCAGAACUGAUUAAAUCCACCAGAUUCACAAAAACAUCCCAGACUGGUUCCGGCUAGACUCGGAUCAGCGAUGGGUUUUGCUGGUUUUCAGCUUCUAUCAUGAGCUACAGGCUACUAAAGAAGAACUCAGUCGAAAUAAAUCCCCAAAUCCAAAUGUAAUGGAGUUGAAAUGCAGCACAGAUGUCUAGAUGAUGAACUGAAUUACAGUUUUAUGAUCUUUAUUAGCUUUAUAUUGAUCUGGUUUUGUUUUUGGUUAACUUUACUGACACAAAUUAAAUGUAUAUAAGGAAUGAAAUGUGUAUAGUCGGUAUAAACAGGGUUGAUUGAGAACUGAGUGAGAAGCCUGGGCAGUUGGACAUGUUCAGGCUGCAAAUAUCAAUAAUUAAGUCAGUAAGUAAGAGUUUAGCGGCCUGGUUUGGUGUAAAAGUGCUCAGUCCAGGUGUUCAGGUGAGAAGAGAAAUCUCUCGCCCUGUCCCUCUGUUCAUCUGGACACCUCAGAGACAAGCUGUCACAUUAACAGCCAUCUCAGAACUGAGCAGGAUUUCACUCCACAUGGAAAAGGAGGGUGCCCUCAAACCAUCACCAACAGAAAUGGAACAGAUCACAGUGAAGAAAAAGGUGACGAAGGUCAAGAAGAAGCUCAGGAAACCUCGUGGACGUAAGCAGAAAGUGAAGGAAGCCGACUGCGCGGUGAAGCUCCUGGCUGAACUUCCUUUCACUAGCACUGUGGUCUGGAAGGAACUCGGCUUCUCCGACCCUGAGGCGAAGGAGAAGGCCAAAAGGAAGAGGAAGGAGAGGAGAUGUGCGGAAAAUGAGGAGGAUGGAGAGAACGAGAAGAAGAAGAAGAAGAAAGAUAAUCCUCGCCCUAAUUACUUUGUGUCGAUCCCCAUCACCAAUCAAAAGAUAAAACAGGGGGUGGAGGAAGUCCAGGCUGAGGUGUUACAGAAGGACCCUCGUCUCUCCAGAGCCCUGAUUCCCGUGGACUUGCUCCACAUUACACUGCUCGUCACACACCUGUCCACACAGGAGCAAAUCGACACAGCUGCACUGGCAAUAGAAGAGAUGCAGUCAAUGUUGACGUCCCUGGUGGGUGGGCGGAGCCUCGUGCUGCCGUUCUGUGGCAUUGGUCACUUCAAACAGGAAGUAGCGUUCAUCCAGAUCGAAGAGGGAGAGCAUCUCAGUACCCUGACACACAUCGCAGACUCAGUCAGGAGGGCGUUUGAGGAGAAGGGGAUCCCAGUCGGAGACCAGAAAGAUUUCAAACCUCACCUGACCUUCAUCAAGCUCUCACGAGCACCCAAACUCCGGCGCCAGGGGGUCAAGAAGCUGGACCUGAGCCUUUACGCGGCAUUUGAGCAGCGAGUGUUUGGUGAGGAGAACGUGUGUACUGUGGAUCUGUGCUCCAUGUUGAAGAAGAAGGAUGCCGACGGUUACUACCACCGUGAGAAGACAGUCACGUUCGGCCGUGCGUGUGACGCGCAGUGGGUCAGGAGGAUGCUGGACUCGGACAGAGAGAGUGUGUACAGGAGAGCGAGGGAGUUUAAGACACUGUUAGGACGAGCAGAAGUACGAGCACAAAUCGCACGAGAACUGAGUGUAACCGGGACACACACACACACACCAGCAACCUAACCUCACACACGAUCCUUCAUCAUCACACUUUAGACUAAAGAAGAUCGAGAGCACUGAAUGCUGGACAAAAAGCGACUUUUAAUUAAAAGUAAUAUUUUUUUAACGAGUCACUCGAGCUAAACGAGUGAAUUUUAAUUUCAUUUUUCUUCCUGGACAAAAUGUAAUCAUCUGAGCUGUAAAAGUUUACCUGAAGUUUGAGUUUUUAUCCUUCGCCUUGAUCACAAAACAAAGUUUAUUUUAUUUAUUUGUCAUGUUCAAGGUUUUCUGUUCUUGUUGUUGUUUUUAUUUUAACGCGAAAUGACGCUGCCCGUGUGUUCACCUGAUCCUUAAUUACAGAUUUAUUUCAAACAGUGUUCACCCUCUGCUCUGGUUUCUGUUCACCUCCAAGCGUUCUCGGUUAAACGCCGAACCGAAACGGAGCCGUCGCUGUCCCGCCGCCUUCCCUUGUGUGUUUACUAAUCGCUUUAUUUUUAAAUCUCAGAAAUUCGCCGUGGAUUAUUUUUUUUUCUAGAGAUGAUUCCAGCGCUGAUUGCUGAGUCACUCUCUCUUAUAGGAGUGUUAAUAAAGAUUUUUUUGGUCUUUC
Neoarius graeffei (lesser salmon catfish) is the source of this 2272-nucleotide messenger RNA. It is a transcript of the gene akap7, whose product is annotated as A-kinase anchor protein 7. Gene Ontology annotation, cellular component: cytosol. Gene Ontology annotation, molecular function: protein kinase A regulatory subunit binding. The transcript has 9 exons. NCBI's taxonomy places the organism in Eukaryota, Metazoa, Chordata, Actinopteri, Siluriformes, Ariidae. The record is from RefSeq and is a predicted model, not a curated record. The coding region runs from base 415 to 1689 and encodes 424 amino acids.